This is a messenger RNA of Acomys russatus (golden spiny mouse), 4733 nucleotides long. It is a transcript of the gene Nedd4l, whose product is annotated as NEDD4 like E3 ubiquitin protein ligase. Gene Ontology annotation, biological process: ubiquitin-dependent protein catabolic process; regulation of dendrite morphogenesis. Lineage: Eukaryota; Metazoa; Chordata; Mammalia; Rodentia; Muridae. The record is from RefSeq and is a predicted model, not a curated record. Gene Ontology annotation, molecular function: sodium channel inhibitor activity; protein binding; ubiquitin protein ligase activity. The coding region runs from base 233 to 3964 and encodes 1243 amino acids. The transcript is spliced from 27 exons.
CCUACCCUCUGUCACAGAGUAGAUGAGAGCUUUUUGCUCUUAUCCAAUCAUGCCUGGAAUGCUGCUUGCCACUUGGGCUAUUUCUGCUAUCUGUCGCUCUUGGUGCCGCAGUGCUAACGGUUUGGCAGAUGGGACACUUUUUCUUGGAGUUGGUGUCUUUGGGUUUUGACUUCUGGCAGUGCUGGGCGUGUUGUUGUCGCUCGCCCUCUCCCUCCUGGCCCCCCUGGUCACCAUGGCCCAUCGGCUUCGGUUUCAUUUUGGCUCUGGCCGCAGCAAUACGGCCCCCGAGUCUGAGAUUCUAGACCAGGAGAGAGAAGAGGACUUUUUCAUGGCAUUCCACACGCUGCCACGGAGAAGCAGCCCGCAGCCCUUCCCCCAGAACGCAGGGGAGGACAGUGGCCUGCAGGAGGGCGUGGGUGCCCUCAAGCGCAGCUCAUCCAUGUUCAUCCCGCAGCUCCUGGCCGGGGUGGACGCCAGGCCCACCCGCAGCUCCUCGGUGCAGAUCUCCCUGCAGCGCAAGGCCGCAGAUGGUGCCACAGACAGCUGCGGGCCACCCGAGGGCUCUGAUGACAGGCCCCCAGGCACCCAGGCUGACCUAGGAGACCAGGCCGCGGCCACAAGGGUCUCAGCUCACAUCAGCUCAUCUGAGCCCUCUCCAGUGGACACUCCUGGAAGCUCCCCUCCGAGGGCAGCCUGGGAUCCAGGGACUUUAGUCAAUGGGACUUGUGACCAGAGCGGUCAGUGUCCUCGCCUGGCAGAGGAUACAGAGGAGACCACCUCAGGCCUGCGCAUCCAGCACAGAGCCUCCAGUGCCGACGUGCGCCAGGUGCGGCUGCUGCCCUUCGGCCCGGAUGGCCAGGCCGAACCCAGGCGCUGGUCCCUCCAGCAUGUUCCAGAUGCUUCUGGGAGCUCCGGGAAGCGCUGCUUUGUCUUUCAGCUGCAGCAGCCCCAGCAAGGCACUCUGGGGCUGGGCGGUGAGUUCAACUUUGGUUUCACUGGCACUAAGGGGGACAGGUUGGUGAGGUACCCACGCAUUCGGCUGGAGAGGAGCACGUCAUAUCCCACCCAACCCCGAGCAGGCCGGGUGAGUCCCACCGAAGACCGUGGAACCCCAGAAGUGUCGCCUCGGGCCGGUAGGGUGGUCCCUGAGAUCCGCAGGACAAAUUCAGAGAGGGCCCCCCAGAGUCCAGGGUGCAUGUUCAAGAUCAGGCAGGAUCAAAAUGCGGGGCAGAAGCAUUUCCGAAUUCUUGUGACUCGGGGACCAGAAGAAGCUCCCCAGAACCAAGAGGAGACUCCCAAAAGCCCUGGACACCCUGGUGCUGGUGCUCCGACCCGAGACGACUUCCUGGGCCAGGUGGACGUGCCUCUUAGUCACCUUCCGACAGAAGAUCCCACCAUGGAGAGACCCUAUACCUUUAAGGAUUUUCUCCUGCGACCUAGGAGCCAUAAAUCCCGAGUCAAGGGGUUUUUGCGGUUGAAAAUGGCCUACAUGCCGAAAAAUGGAGGCCAGGAUGACGAAAACAGCGAGCAGAGGGACGACAUGGAGCAUGGAUGGGAAGUUGUUGACUCAAACGACUCAGCUUCCCAGCACCAGGAGGAACUCCCUCCUCCCCCGCUGCCACCAGGCUGGGAAGAGAAAGUGGACAAUUUAGGCCGCACUUACUAUGUCAACCACAACAACAGAAGCACGCAGUGGCACAGGCCCAGUUUGAUGGAUGUGUCCUCUGAGUCAGACAACAAUAUCAGGCAGAUCAACCAGGAGGCUGCACACCGGCGUUUCCGCUCUCGGAGGCACAUCAGUGAAGAUUUGGAGCCCGAGGCCUCGGAAGGUGGUGGAGAGGGCCCCGAGCCUUGGGAGACCAUUUCAGAGGAAGUGAACAUGGCUGGAGAUUCUCUCAGCCUGGCUCUGCCCCCACCACCUGCCUCCCCAGUAUCCCGGACCAGCCCCCAAGAGCUGUCGGAAGAACUGAGCAGAAGGCUGCAGAUCACUCCGGACUCGAGUGGGGAACAGUUCAGCUCUCUGAUCCAGAGAGAGCCUUCGUCAAGGCUUCGGUCCUGCAGUGUUACCGACACCGUUGCUGAGCAGGCUCACCUACCACCGCCCAGCACCCCAAGUAGGCGAGCGCGUUCGUCAACUGUCACGGGUGGUGAGGAAUCAACGCCAUCAGUGGCCUAUGUACAUACCACGCCGGGCCUACCUUCAGGCUGGGAAGAAAGAAAAGAUGCUAAGGGACGCACAUACUAUGUCAAUCAUAACAAUCGAACCACAACUUGGACUCGACCAAUAAUGCAGCUUGCAGAAGAUGGCGCCUCCGGAUCAGCCACAAACAGUAACAACCACCUAGCAGAGCCUCAGAUCCGCCGGCCUCGUAGUCUCAGCUCGCCAACCGUAACUUUAUCUGCCCCCCUGGAGGGUGCCAAGGACUCACCCAUACGCCGCGCUGUGAAAGAUACCCUUUCCAACCCACAGUCCCCUCAGCCAUCACCUUACAACUCCCCCAAACCACAACACAAAGUCACACAGAGCUUCCUGCCACCAGGCUGGGAGAUGAGGAUAGCGCCAAACGGCCGACCCUUCUUCAUUGACCAUAACACAAAGACUACAACAUGGGAAGAUCCGCGCCUGAAAUUUCCAGUACAUAUGCGGUCAAAAGCAUCUUUAAACCCCAAUGACCUGGGCCCGCUUCCUCCUGGUUGGGAAGAAAGGAUCCACUUGGACGGCCGAACAUUUUACAUUGACCAUAAUAGCAAAAUCACUCAGUGGGAAGACCCGAGGCUCCAGAACCCAGCCAUCACUGGUCCAGCUGUUCCGUACUCCAGAGAAUUUAAGCAGAAGUAUGACUACUUUAGGAAGAAAUUAAAGAAACCUGCUGAUAUUCCAAACAGGUUUGAAAUGAAACUUCACAGAAACAACAUAUUUGAAGAGUCCUACCGGAGGAUCAUGUCUGUGAAGAGGCCUGAUGUCCUGAAGGCUAGGCUGUGGAUUGAGUUUGAAUCAGAAAAAGGCCUGGACUAUGGGGGCGUGGCCAGGGAAUGGUUCUUCCUGCUGUCCAAGGAGAUGUUCAACCCUUACUAUGGCCUCUUUGAGUACUCUGCCACGGACAACUACACACUUCAGAUCAAUCCCAACUCAGGCCUCUGUAAUGAAGACCAUCUGUCCUAUUUCACAUUCAUUGGAAGAGUUGCUGGCCUGGCAGUGUUCCAUGGGAAACUUCUAGAUGGAUUCUUCAUUCGGCCAUUCUACAAGAUGAUGCUGGGGAAGCAGAUAACGCUGAAUGACAUGGAGUCUGUGGACAGCGAGUACUACAACUCUUUGAAAUGGAUCCUAGAAAACGACCCCACGGAACUUGACCUUAUGUUCUGCAUCGAUGAAGAGAACUUCGGGCAGACGUAUCAAGUGGAUCUGAAGCCCAAUGGGUCAGAAAUAAUGGUAACGAAUGAAAACAAAAGAGAAUAUAUUGACUUAGUCAUCCAGUGGAGAUUUGUGAACAGGGUCCAGAAGCAAAUGAAUGCCUUCUUGGAGGGAUUUACGGAACUUCUUCCAAUCGAUUUGAUUAAAAUUUUUGAUGAAAAUGAGCUGGAGCUGCUGAUGUGUGGCCUGGGUGAUGUGGACGUGAACGACUGGAGACAGCAUUCUAUUUACAAGAACGGCUACUGCCCCAACCACCCUGUCAUCCAGUGGUUCUGGAAGGCCGUGCUACUGAUGGAUGCUGAGAAGCGGAUCCGGUUACUACAGUUUGUCACAGGCACCUCCCGAGUACCCAUGAAUGGAUUUGCUGAACUUUAUGGUUCCAAUGGUCCUCAGCUGUUUACAAUAGAGCAAUGGGGUAGUCCUGAAAAACUGCCCAGAGCUCACACAUGCUUUAAUCGCCUUGACUUACCUCCAUAUGAAACCUUUGAAGAUUUACGGGAGAAACUUCUUAUGGCUGUGGAGAAUGCUCAAGGCUUUGAAGGUGUGGACUAAGGAAGGCCUCACACGUCGGGGGCACUGCCCUUCCAGCAAGUUCCACGUGCACUUUUGCAUUUGCCUAGCAGACUUUUGCAGAGCCGGUGGCAGAAGCAGUUGCCUGGCCUGGCUCUGGAGCCCAGGUUGUCCAGGCCCUGCCCAAGUUCCGCCAGGGAACCCAGCCCCAGCUCGAGUGCCGCCCCCCUUUCACCACCAAUUCUCAACUGGUUGAUGUGUACACUGAUUACAUUUCAGGAGGACUUGUUGUAUUUAUGUUGUGCCUCUGCAGGCAAAGCCCUUAAUAAAUAUUUUGCAUACUUUCUAAUGACAAUGAAUGGAAUUAAUCACGCUACAGGUAUAGUAUUACAACUCAUGUUUACUUUUUAAAAUGAUUUAGACUGAUUUUUCAGAUUUUAUUUCAUUACAAUUAAAGAUGUCUCAUGUACUUGGAAAAGUGAGCAUAUUUUUUUUUUGUAUUUGAAUUUCAUAUCAAGCUUAAUGUCAGUGACAUUUUUAUUUUUGAAGUACUUUGACACCCCUACCCUCCAUUUUAUUACAAUUGGAAGACUAGUUUUUCUCCAAAUGCCUUCUCCAGACAAAUGCUUCGAAAGAAUUUCAAAUAUAAAGUUAAGCAUAAUAAUUUUUUUCCAUACUCAGAAUGAAAAUAAACUGGAUAUUAUUUUUUUUUUUGUACAAAUUUUGAUUCUGGGUACAGGCUGGAAGAAUUGUAACAUAGCAUGAUAUCUUUGUGUUAACUUGAAAAGAAUGACGCCAUUGUCCCUUAGAA